This is a messenger RNA of Lepisosteus oculatus (spotted gar), 3096 nucleotides long. The record is from RefSeq and is a predicted model, not a curated record. Lineage: Eukaryota; Metazoa; Chordata; Actinopteri; Semionotiformes; Lepisosteidae.
CCACCCCCCCCGCCACGCCGCGGGGAGAGAGAGGGGCUGGCUCCCCUCCCGUGCUGUACAAGCGCACUGUGUGAGAGAGGCAGCCGGCCAGCCAGGUAGUGUCUGGUGGAGGCUGGGAGGAUCGCAGAGCCUCAGAGAGAGAGAGGGAGAGAGAGAGAGAUUGAGGAGGACGGGACGCUGGAAGGCGAGGAGGAGAGAAAAGAAACCCACAACAUAAACAGAGGGACAGAUUCCAGCAGCUGACAGGGCUGUGGUGCCCCCCCCCCUCCUCCUCCAGGCCUGGGGAGUAACAGAUUAACCUGGACGGGUGACUCGUGCUUUAAACCCGGCUGCCAGCGGAGGAGCCGUCACAGAGCAGCAGAGCGCGGCGCGCAGAGCACAGGCUGUCAGCCAGACGCAGAGCAGGUCCGUGUGCGCCCGGGGUUCGAGGACUGCCCUGCUGCCAACCUCCAGGCACCGGACAGGCGGCCUGUCUCAGGCCAACUUUUUAUAGCCUUUUCUCAGAAGUUUUUUUCCAGCCAGAAUCAUUGCACCACGUACUUUUUUUUCCCCUAGGAUUUUUCAGGAGAGCAGAUGAGCAGAGUUUAGUCACUGCUGUAUUUUUUCAACAGAGCCCGGACGCCGCCAGUUCGCUACAGAGCUGAGGACACACUGGUUCAGCAUUAAAUGAAGGAGUCUCGGAGGCUUCAGAGGGGCUUUUCCUAGACGACCCAGCGGUGUUAUCUCCCCGUCCCCAGGCUCUUCGGCCAGCAGUGGCAGACUCUCUGGGCUCUGGACAAGCACUGGACUCUCAGCAGUGUCCGACAGCCAGAGGGAGGCUGUGUUCCUGCCCGCCGGUGGGAGGCGCUGAGCUCCAGGAGAGCAUGGACGGCAGCGAGCUGGCCGGGCUGGACGGCGCCGAGGCGCAGGCCGUGUGCGAGGCGCUGGGCCGCUACGAGACCACCCUGCAGGACGCGGUGCGGGAGAUCCACGUGGACAUCAGCGUGUUCAAGCAGGGCGUGGAGCGGCGGGUGGAGGAGGCGCUGGGCCUGGUCAGCCCGCUCGGCCGGGCGGUGGCCGAGCUGCAGCGCGAGAACCGCCAGCUCCGCGGCCAGCUGGAGGCGCUCACAGUCGCAGAGGUGUUUUCAAGAAAUGGCACCGGGGAGCCAGACCUGUGCACAGCGCAGAGCAUGGAGCAGCAGUCCUCACUGUGGCAGGGAGGGGAUUUUAUUAAGGCGAAGAGCAUCGACCGAGAGGAGCUCAUUGAUGUGGACGCAGCUGCAGCCAUUGGCAGCAACGUGGUGGAGAAUGGGCACCAGUCUGGCCCAGACAGCCCCUCUGUGCCGCAGGAAGUGAAGUCACCCCCUGAGCCCGCCCCUAGCUACGCAGCGCAAGAGCACACUGCCCCUGUGGCCUUGCGCAUGCCACACCUCCCUAUCACCGCGACAACCAAAACAGCAGAUUCCUCUGUUGCCACAGUGACCAAAACUUUAGAGUCACCCACCACCCCGGUCAGAGAGAGAGCUCCGCCUCCUGCUGGCCCACAGCCUGAACCUGUCAGCCAAUCGGCAUCCAGCAGCAGCCAGUCCGUACCUGUGGCUGAAUCUGCUCAGCAGUCAGGCGUCUCCUGUCCAGUGAAGACGUGGAGCCCCAGCCCACUGAGGACAAUGGGCUCCCCACGUGCCUCAGACAAACCCGUCCCCCUGACAGCCAAGCAAUCGCCAGCGGUCAGCAACGCUCCCAGCUCUGACAGGAGUGUGGAUGGCUUCCCAGAAUCCUCCCCGCUGCCCAGGGUGGGGGACCGGCGCCGGGAGCUGGUGAGGUCACAGACGCUGCCGCGCACGAUGGGCGCUCAGACUCGCCGCGCUCCGUUUGAGAGGCUGGACUCCGACCCCAGCAGACCCAAAGUUGGGGACUCAAAGCCAAAGCUGAAACGCUCGCAGAGUUUCGGGGUCUCUAGCGCCAGCAGUAUCAAACAGAUCCUGCUGGAGUGGUGUCGCUCCAAAACCAUUGGCUACCAGAACAUCGAUAUCCAGAACUUCUCGUCCAGCUGGAGUGACGGCAUGGCCUUCUGUGCGCUGGUGCACUCCUUCUUCCCCGAGGAGUUCGACUACAAUGCCCUGAGCCCUGCCAACCGCAAGCAGAACUUCGAGCUGGCCUUCAGCAAGGCGGAAGAGAGAGCCGCCUGUGACCGGCUGAUCGAGGUGGAGGACAUGCUGGUGAUGGGCCGCAAGCCAGACCCCAUGUGUGUGUUCACCUACGUGCAGUCGCUCUAUAACCACCUGCGCAGGUUCGAGUGAGGCCCAGGACACCCUGCUGCCCCCCAAAACCACACACUCUGUCUGCACCACUGCCAGCGCUGGGGCGACAACUCCAUCCUCACACAGCAAACAACCCCCCCCCCCCAAACUGGACAACCUGCCCAGUGACACCCCUCCCUCGUCCUGGCCACCCUCCCACACUCCCUGGGAACUGUGAGUACCGGCUGCCGCAGACACGGACACUCGGUCAGAGUGACCAGCCUCCUCAUCACUCUCUGCGCGUAUCCAGCUCUGGGACAGAAGAGCCCGACUCGGCCCCACCAGCAGAGGGCGCUGAUGCUCCCUCCAGCCAAGGACAGGAGCCCAGACGGAGCAGAGAUCCAACUCGCAGGCGCCCCUCUGUGACUGUUCAGGGGGUCACUACUCCAUUUCAAAGGCUUGUUUUGUUUGCUUGCUCUUUUUUCCUGUAACUGUACACUUUGUGUGUUCUAGAGAGUUUUGUGGCACUUGAUUGAUGGGGGCAGAUCGUUUGGCCUUCAGCACUCGGUCCGCAGUGACAGGAGGGUUUUAAACAGGAUGGAAAGACGGAGCAGGAGACACCUCGGUCGGGGAACGGUGCCAAACAGGCUGGAGCUCAGCCCGGUAGCCAGCGAGGGCAUGGAAGAUGGCCAGAGACGCUCCUGUGAAGAAGGAGGCUUCCUGACGUCGCUGUGACGGUGCUAUGAAGCUCUACACUUAGUUCUGAUGUGAUGCAAACUAAAGAUUUCUAUAAACACAAGUCCACAGUGGAACCCGCUAGGACUGCACAAUGUUGAUAUUGCAAUAAAGGUUUUUUUUUUGCAUGAGCUACACAGGA